AUGGAUAUAGUGCGCGCCGUGUGCAACCGCCUGUCGAAAACUCCAAGUCACACCCCCCAUGCAGUCAUUAUAACUGAAAAAGAUGAAGAAAAAGGCUUACGGAGCUUGGAGCACCUACGGCACCCGACAGUCCGCGUAGGAUUUCAUCAACUGGAUGCGUGUAACGACAGAAGCAGAACUACUUUCUUCAAGAACCUUAAAGAGCAAUUUGGGAGCGUCGAUGUUGUGAUUAAUAAUUCGGACAUUCUCCCUUCGACCAAGGAAUUGGGUAGCAAGCGCAGUACGGGCUACAUCCUGAAAGAAGACUACUAUGAAGCCAAAGUUGCAAUAUUCGCUUUGAUACCGCUAAUGGCUCCAGGGGGCCGCGUCGUCAUUGGUGUUUCAAGCCUGGCAGAGCUUGCGAUUAGGUGGAUGAACGAAAAUGCCUUUGCCAAGUUGUUCAGCGCAAGCACAUCCGAUAAAGCGAGUUACCUCUCACUGCAGUUUUAG
Molecule: messenger RNA, 489 nt
Organism: Eimeria maxima
Lineage: Eukaryota; Apicomplexa; Conoidasida; Eucoccidiorida; Eimeriidae
Exons: 4
Coding region: 1-489 (162 amino acids)
Molecular function (GO): oxidoreductase activity
Source: RefSeq, a predicted model, not a curated record